AUGCCUUCGACUGAUUACCACCGCCUGUCCGAAGACCUGGACAAUAUCUCAAUCACAAACGAGGUCAAGUAUGAGCCGCCCAAGAAAAAGUCCAAGGUGAAGCGCGCUUGCGGCGUGCUGGCCGCUGCGCUGGGCUUGGGCCUUUACACAGCAGCCGUGCUCUACUACGCGCAAGAGGUCAUUCACAAGCCUUACUGCCCGAGGUUUGCGGCGAGCGAUACAGUGCACUUGUGGGACCAGAUCGGAUACAAGCCUUUGGGCUUCAACCCGGCCACGCCGCACCACUCGGACGGCUUUCUCGGCAGGCCCAGCGCUGAGCUGGAUAGCAAUUGGCGCAAGCUGCUUCUGACUUUCUCGGCUCGUCUGCCCGACUCCGAGGCCGAGAAGCUGGGCGACUCCAACGAUGCCAUUCCGUUUGACGACGGCAAGGGCGGCUAUGUCGGUGGUAUUGCCGUGGUGCACAAUCUGCACUGCAUUAACUACAUCUACCAGACCAUCCACCAGGAGUACUAUUUCCCCAACAUAACCGAAAAAGGAAAAGAAAAGCAACGUAGCCACCUCACACACUGUCUCUAUCACCUUCUCUCCUCGUCCAAAUGCCAGGCCGAUAUGACGCCGGUUUUGCUGCACUGGUCGGCAGAUGACUACAUCCCCGUGCUCAAGUGGGAUAGCGUGCAGCGGUCGUGCGUGGAUUGGGAGCGGUUGGUGAGCUGGGGAGAGGAGCAUUCGAUGGUUCAUUCCGAGACCAUGUCAACUGUUUCUCACAUGAAGCAUCCUAUUUUCGGCAACUUCCUCGACGAAGACGGCAGAUUCAUUCUGCACAACAUUGAAGGCGUUGUGGACUUUGAGGAGUUUUCCCAGCGCGAGGACUACAAGAAGUGGGCGCGGGAGCAGGGGAUCGGCACGGGCAAGGAGGAUGCCGAGAGGUUCUUGGAGGAGUUUGCCAAGAAGCAGAAUGAGAAGCAUUGA
Pyricularia pennisetigena is the source of this 969-nucleotide messenger RNA. RefSeq lists its product as uncharacterized. The transcript is spliced from 8 exons. Bases 1 to 969 code for a protein of 322 amino acids. The record is from RefSeq and is a predicted model, not a curated record. Gene Ontology annotation, biological process: mycotoxin biosynthetic process. NCBI's taxonomy places the organism in Eukaryota, Fungi, Ascomycota, Sordariomycetes, Magnaporthales, Pyriculariaceae.